Messenger RNA from Trifolium pratense (red clover), 3024 nucleotides. RefSeq names its product calcium-dependent protein kinase 20-like. Gene Ontology annotation, molecular function: ATP binding; calmodulin binding; calcium/calmodulin-dependent protein kinase activity. Gene Ontology annotation, biological process: intracellular signal transduction; peptidyl-serine phosphorylation; protein autophosphorylation. Gene Ontology annotation, cellular component: nucleus; cytoplasm. The record is from RefSeq and is a predicted model, not a curated record. Bases 526 to 2328 code for a protein of 600 amino acids. Lineage: Eukaryota; Viridiplantae; Streptophyta; Magnoliopsida; Fabales; Fabaceae. The transcript has 7 exons.
AUUGCAUGCAUGCAAUAUUUAUUUUCUCGUCAUGUAAUGAGGUGUAAGUAGACGAUCAUGGCCAUCGUCUUCUCCAUUUCCUGAAUCAAUCCUCCUCCUGAAUAAAAUAAUAAUAAUCAUAAUCAUAAUCAUAAUAAUCACACACAUUAAUCAACCACCACAAUUACCAUUCUCUUUUUCUUCUUUUUUUUCAUCAAUUUUUCCAAUCAAUUUCUUUCAACCCAAGCAUCAUAAUUCAUAAUAUUCCGAUUAAUAUUAUUAGAUCUCUUCACAAUUCUCAAUUUUCAACCUCUUCAAUUUUCUUCCACAUUUCAUCCAACGAUCACAAAUCUCGAAUUUGGAUCAAUUUCACAAUUUCCAAAAUCGUUCUUCAUUUUCCAUCGAACCUGGAAUUUUCAAAUCCAAAAUCCAUUUUAAUUUCGAGAUCCGUAAUUUCAAACAAGAAAUUAGGGUUUCUCGUAGCUCUUAAUACUCACCGUCAAUGGCGUCGUGGAGUGACUGAAACGACGUCGUUUUUAUAUUUUCAUGGGCAACAACUGCGUCGGACCAAACAUCGGCGGGAAUGGUGGUUUCCUUCAAUCCGUUUCGGCUGCCGUAUGGAAAACACGUCCACCGGAGCCAAGGCUUCCUGCACCUGACGACGACAAAGACAAAAAUCAGUCUCCGGCAAAUGCUGCAACAGAGUCGACUGCCACCGGAAAAGGUUCCGAAGGUUCUAAUAAUCCUCCCAUGCCGGUUCAAAGUACGCCGCCUGAACCGGUGAAAAUAGCUGCUGGAGAAGCAAAACCGCUUCCGCUUGACCAUGAAAAACCCGUUAAAGCUAAACCAGAGGUAGUAAAUAAUCCACCACCAGCAUCUAGUACUACCGGUGGCGGAGGUGGUAGUGGAGAAGCUAAGAAACCUACACAUGUGAAAAGGAAUUCAAGUGUUGGACUUCAGGUAGAGUAUGUAUUGGGUAGAAAAACAGAGAAUAUAAAAGAAUUUUUUAGUUUGGGAAGAAAAUUAGGGCAAGGGCAAUUUGGGACGACAUUUUUAUGUAUGGAGAAAGGAACUAAUAAGGAAUUUGCAUGCAAAUCAAUUGCAAAGAGGAAAUUAACAACACAAGAAGAUGUUGAAGAUGUUAGAAGAGAGAUUAGGAUAAUGCAUCACUUAGCUGGUCACCCAAAUGUGAUACAAAUAAUUGGUGCUUAUGAAGAUGCUGUUGCUGUUCAUGUUGUUAUGGAGUUAUGUGCUGGCGGGGAACUUUUUGAUAGGAUUAUACAGAGAGGGCAUUAUACUGAGAGAAAAGCUGCUGAACUUGCUAGGUUGAUUUUAGGUGUUGUUCAAGCUUGUCAUUCUUUAGGUGUUAUGCAUAGAGAUUUGAAGCCUGAGAAUUUUCUUUUUGUUAGUCAUGAAGAAGAAUCUCGGCUUAAGACAAUUGAUUUUGGACUCUCUGUGUUUUUUAGACCAGGUGAAACAUUUACUGACGUGGUUGGGAGCCCAUACUAUGUGGCCCCUGAAGUUUUGCGGAAGAACUAUGGUCAAGAAUGUGAUGUUUGGAGCGCUGGAGUGAUCAUUUAUAUUUUACUCAGUGGAGUUCCUCCAUUUUGGGAUGAAACGGAACAAGGAAUAUUUGAGCAAGUAUUGAAAGGAGAGCUUGACUUUAUUUCUGAACCAUGGCCCAGCAUAUCUGAAAGUGCAAAGGAUCUUGUUCGAAAAAUGCUUGUAAGGGAUCCUAAGAAGCGGUUAACGGCACAUGAAGUUCUUUGCCAUCCUUGGGUUCAGGUUGGUGGUGUUGCCCCUGAUAAACCACUUGAUUCUGCCGUCUUAUCUCGUUUGAAACAAUUCUCUGCAAUGAACAAGCUCAAGAAAAUAGCCAUUCGAGUAAUUGCUGAAAAUCUGUCCGAGGAAGAAAUUGCAGGACUGAAAGAAAUGUUCAGGAUGAUAGACACAGAUAAUAGCGGACAGAUUACUCUCGAGGAACUGAAAAAUGGUUUAGAGAGAGUUGGUUCCGUUCUUAAGGAUUCUGAAAUUACCUGGUUAAUGCAAGCGGCAGAUGUUGAUAAUAGUGGUACCAUAGACUAUGGUGAAUUUAUAGCAGCUAUGCUUCAUCUAAACAAGAUCCAGAAGGAGGAUCAUCUAUUUGCCGCCUUUAACUACUUUGACAAAGAUGGUAGUGGAUACAUUACAAAGGAUGAGCUUCAACAAGCCUGUCAACAGUUUGGCCUACAAGAGGAUCAUCUAGAUGAUAUAAUACGUGAAGCUGAUAAGGAUAAUGAUGGACGCAUUGACUACAGUGAAUUUGUUGCAAUGAUGCAAGACACUGAUUUUGGCAAAAAGGGGAUAUAAACAGCAUGAGAGAUUUUUUGGAUGCCUUCUGGUUUUAGCGAACUCUUGAUCUUGCCAAAUGAGGACUUGGUAGAUGACUUUGAGUGAGUUUCUUCUCUUCUGGAAGCUGGCUAAAUUAUGUAAGUGAAUGCACUUAGAAACUGUUAGAGCUUCAGGGAGAGAAAGCAUGAAUGGUCUGAUAUAAUAGUGUUUAUGUAUUUAGUAUUUACAACUUUUUAAAAAUGUAGUCAAGUAUAAAUUUUCCAUUUGAAUCUCUUACCCUUAUUUGGGGUAAAUGGAUGGUAGAAUGAUUUCUCAGCAUGGAAUCUAGCACUGUUUUAUCAAGUGUUGGUUCACACUCAACAUCAAAUUGAGGACAAGUUUCUAAAAGAAGUGUUGAAGGAUACAUUUGUGCGAUACGAAUGCUCUUCCAGCUGCACUGUCCUUGUGUCUUCCUCUGAUAUCAUGCCAUUUCUCAGUCAUAGACCAUGUGUUCAUGCCGAAUAUCAUGUUGUAUCAACUCAUGUACCCUGUUUGCAUUCAUGUAUAGAGCCAAAACAUUUGUACUUUUUCGGUUAGUGAUGUUUUCAUUUUAACUUUUAAGUGUAUAAACUCUAAUCAGUAUUUUUUAGUAAUGACUUAUUUUUGUUAAUGAUAAGAGGUGAUGUAUUUGAUAAAUGCAGUCUCUUUGAGAACUCAGGAUUUGUUUCCCCAUCA